Molecule: messenger RNA, 1623 nt
Organism: Arvicanthis niloticus (Nile rat)
Lineage: Eukaryota; Metazoa; Chordata; Mammalia; Rodentia; Muridae
Product: putative endogenous retrovirus group FC1 Env polyprotein
Source: RefSeq, a predicted model, not a curated record
UAAAGGCAGCAAAAUACCUCAGAGGAAGCUUGCAGGGGAAGGUGUUCAACCACAAGGAAUCUGUGGGACACAGCAGGACAGGUUGGCUGGGAGGCAAGCAGGGAUCCUGGUGUACUGGGAGCCAAGACUUUGCUUAAGCCGAGGGAGCCGCCAGUCCUCAACACCUACAUCCCACUAAGGAGCCCUGAGACGGUGGGGUCUCUGGUCUACUGGAAGCUGAGAAAUUUGGAUAAGCCUAACAUUUAGAGGUGGCCACCGACAGGUUCUCCACGCCUGGAUUGUGGCAUCAGAAGCCCUCUCAGAGGCUCAGCAGCUGCCCCAGGACACUGUGAUCUCCUCAGUUAAGGCUGCUUUCCGAGCUCCAUCGCGUUAACACGUCCUUCCCAGGAUCCAGAGACUCAGAGCUGAGACACUGGGACCCUGCUAGAGAGACCACAUCAUCAUCCUGACCUCUCCUGUGCUGUCAAAGUAGACAGAGUCUGUACCUGGAUACAUCACUCUUAGGUCAAGUGUGCCACUGGGAACAAGACCCAGUUAACUAAAAGGGGACUGUCACCAAGACCUGCAAAGAGCCACUAAAGAUAAGGGUACCAUGGGUUUUAACCUAAUGAUGUUGUUUUAUCUGGCUAUAUUUCCUUCUGUUCUUUCCUGGAAUCUAAACUGGAGACCCCUAGGUCCCCAGGAUCCUAAACUGAUCAAACCAGCCGUUAAGGCAUGGAAGUUCCGGGUAAUUGCCUUAGAAAAUCUCAACAAGACCAUAGCCUAUACAUUCUGUCCGGUGACAGGAUGUGCUAGUACUAUAAGCCUCACCUUUGAUAUAAGGGACACCUGCCAAGGGAAAUGUAUACAGGAGCUCUACAAUGCUAUGACCUCUCCUAUAUAUGUUUGUUUCAUGUAUGAGCAAACACGCUCAGACUGUAAAGACCCGAAUUAUGGAGGAUGUCCGCACUGGGGCUGCAAAUAUCACAGUACUUGGCCCAGAUGGGGAGGAGAAAAUCCAUCUAGACUCAACUCGGUUGAUUGGCAUACUAGAGUCACCUACUCGAUCCCUGACCCCUGGAAUGACAGAUGGAGAACAGGGGUAGAGGGUCAUAUCUACAGACAUAAUGAGAAGGAUACAGGCUAUGACAGGAAGACUAAGAUACUCAUCUUUAGAAGUUUAGAGAUAUAUAGACCUUCAUAUUCCUCUGUUUGAGUGCUAUAACCAAACCAGCUACUAAACCUGCUCCUGGCCCUGUUGGUGAUGUCACAGGCUGACAUCACUUUGUGUUACCACCACCUUUCUCUCUCUCUCUCUUCCCACUAACCCUACUUCUCCGGCCUCCUUUGAAUGUCUAAUGACAUGUUAAUAUCAGUAUACUUGCUCAUGAAUGUUACUAACUCAAAUGUUAUGCCUGAUUGUUGGUCCUGAACCUUACAAAACUCUCACACUAUGUAGGACUCACCAUAAAUCAGAAGCCCAUUCAGCCAUUCUCUUUGCCAAUUGUCCAUGGGUACGUCUUUCCACUCAAGCAUCAAAUUUCUUCACGUAGGCCAAAUCCAAGGUGAGGGAACCCAUUUCUACUCAAAGAGCUAUGAUAUAUCUAAAUCCCCCUUUAAGAAUAAAUGAAGGUUCUCCAUAAA